Messenger RNA from Linum tenue, 1168 nucleotides. Lineage: Eukaryota; Viridiplantae; Streptophyta; Magnoliopsida; Malpighiales; Linaceae. The record is from the annotation of a GenBank genome assembly.
GGAAAAUUUCUUAACGCUACAAAACCAAGAGAAGCUUUUUUUUUUUUUUUUAAUUUUACUCCUUCCGUCCGCGACCCUCUAAAGGAAUCGAUUGCUCAUUUCUCCCUUCUCGUCUGCGCAAUCCCCUAAAUAGCAGGAGAGGGAAGAUCUGGAGCUGCAUCAAAAUCAGCGAUCAGCGGAGGAGAGGGAGGUGGUGUACCAAUGGGUCAAGCCUUUCGGAAGCUCUUUGAUUCUUUCUUCGGCAACACCGAGAUGCGGGAACUCGGAUAUGACUUUGGUUAUUCCAGUUCUUGAUUGAUUCUUAUUCUUAUUGCUGGCCUAGGUUGUGAUGCUGGGACUGGAUGCAGCUGGUAAAACAACUAUACUUUACAAGCUACACAUUGGAGAAGUUCUAUCUACGGUCCCGACAAUAGGUUUCAACGUGGAGAAAGUACAAUAUAAGAAUGUGGUGUUCACUGUUUGGGAUGUUGGAGGCCAAGAAAAAUUACGACCACUUUGGAGGCAUUAUUUCAAUAAUACUGAUGGCUUGAUAUAUGUGGUUGAUUCCUUGGACAGAGAGAGGAUUGUCAAAGCAAAGGCAGAGUUUCAGGCCAUAAUCAAAGAUCCGUUUAUGCUUAACAGUGUCAUCUUGGUGUUUGCCAACAAACAGGAUAUGAAAGGUGCAAUGACUCCAGCGGAAGUAGGCCAAGGGUUGGGCCUAUUCGAACUCAAAAACAGAAAAUGGCACAUACAAGGGACGUGUGCGCUAAAGGGAGAUGGGUUAUACGAGGGCCUGGACUGGUUAUCUAGUACUCUGAAGAGAUGAGAGCUGCUGGAUACUCUUCAGUUGGACCAUCAGCAUUCUGAAAUUCCAGAUCGCGUGGAUACAGGUUCUUAGUGAAGCAACUGGAGAUUGAUUCCAUGGAAGUGGCCAAUUUGUAGAUUUUUGCGGGGUUUUGUCUCCCUUGUACUUCCGUAGUUGCCUGAUGCAACUUUCACUUCGAUCAGUGUAUAUAUUGGAAAGAUGUAUAACUCGCAUCCUAACUCAGGGUUUCUUCAAAUCUGGUUUGGAAUUGAUUACGGCCUUGUAUAUGGUCAUCACAUCAACGAACUCUGCCUAUGACUAUGGUUAAUUAGUCUUCGUGUAAAUUACAAGGUUGGUCACUGGGAUUACUAAAACAGUUUGGUC